Molecule: messenger RNA, 1221 nt
Organism: Elaeis guineensis (African oil palm)
Lineage: Eukaryota; Viridiplantae; Streptophyta; Magnoliopsida; Arecales; Arecaceae
Product: G-type lectin S-receptor-like serine/threonine-protein kinase At2g19130
Biological process (GO): recognition of pollen; protein phosphorylation
Molecular function (GO): protein serine/threonine kinase activity; ATP binding
Source: RefSeq, a predicted model, not a curated record
CAACUGAUAACAUCUCUUCAGGCCAGUCCCUCUCUGGAAACCAGACCAUAGCGUCCAAAGAAAGAAACUUUGAGCUGGGGUUCUUCACACCGGGUAAUUCUCGUAACUACUACGUGGGCAUCUGGUACAAAAAAAUUCCAGUCCAAACUGUAAUCUGGGUGGCGAACAGAGUAACACCCAUCUCCAACACCUCCUCUGCCGAGUUCAAAAUCUCAGAAGAUGGCAACCUAGUCCUCCUCAACGGUUCCAAAAUCCCAGUUUGGUCAUCCAAUUCAAUUCCAUCAACAUCGGAUUCGACAGUUGCAGUGCUUCAUGACACCGGAAAUCUUGUUAUAAGAGAUGGGUCAAACACUACAAUUUGGCAGAGUUUUGAUCACCCGACUGACAUAGUCAUGCCAGAAGGAUGGAUUGGAUUUAACAAGAUCACAGGGGAGUGUCAGAGUGCCACUGCUUGGGAGACUCCUGAGAACCCUGCCCCCGGGCCUUUCACUCUGAGUCUGAGCCCUGAUAGAUCCAAGCAAUAUGUAUUACUGUGGAAUAAUUAUGAAAUUUACUGGCGCAGUGGUGUUUGGAACGGCCGGUACUUCCCUGCACUCCCUGCUACUAAUGAAAACACUCCCUUCAACCUCACCUUCAUCGACAACGAGCAGCGGAUGUAUGGCACGUAUACCAUCUUGUACAGUUCUUUCAUCACUCAUACUAUGAUUGGUUCAACUGGGCUAUUAACACAACGGUAUUGGCUGGACAGCACCCAGGAGUGGCAGUCAAUCUCUUCUCAACCCGUGCCUCAAUGUGAUGUCUCCUCUUUAUGUGGCACUUUUGGUAUCUGCGACCAGAAAAGCUCGGAUAAUAUUUGCACAUGCACCCCUGGUUUCGAACCAGCUUCAAUGAAAGAAUGGGAGCUCAAUGUUUGGAGCUCAGGGUGCGUGCGGAAAACCAGUUUGCGAUGCAGUAGUAAAAGCUCAGCCGGUGGAGAAGGGGAUAGAUUCCUUGAGAUGACCAAUAUGAGAUUGCCUGCCAAUCCACAGAACUUGAUUGUUGGGAGUGCUAAAAACUGUGAACAAGCUUGCUUGAACGAUUGCUCUUGUAACGCGUAUGCUUAUGUAAGUGGAUGCUCAAUUUGGACUGCGGACCUUCGGAACCUUGUUCAACUCUAUGAUGAUGAUAGUGGAGCUGGUACUCUUUAUCUUCGGCUCGCUGCUUCUGAUUUCCCAGGUUCAG